Molecule: messenger RNA, 879 nt
Organism: Ostreococcus lucimarinus CCE9901
Lineage: Eukaryota; Viridiplantae; Chlorophyta; Mamiellophyceae; Mamiellales; Bathycoccaceae
Exons: 1
Coding region: 1-879 (292 amino acids)
Biological process (GO): peptidyl-lysine methylation
Cellular component (GO): cytoplasm
Molecular function (GO): protein-lysine N-methyltransferase activity
Source: RefSeq, a predicted model, not a curated record
AUGGCGGUCGACGGCGCGCGCGAGGACUGGACCCGGAUCCACGGCGUCGAUCAGCGCGCGGCGUUCGUGGAGUUUCGACACGACGCCCUGCGGCGCGCGGACGCGCGGGGGGCGGGAGACGGACCGUCGGCGUCGCGCGACGGCGUCCGCGCGCGGCAGCGCGGGUCGGCGUGCGCGGAUUUCGUCGGCGACACGUCGAGCGUCGUGUGGCCGAUCGCGCUCAGGGCGUGCGCGCGGUUUUGCGACGCCACGGGGCGAGCGCGCGGCGAGGGCGGCGCGGAGGGCGAGGGCGAGGGCGAGGGCGGCGCGGAGGGCGAGGGCGAGACGCGCGCGAGGACGUGCGCGCGGGCGCGGGAGAUGGUGAUCACGCGCGAGACGAGGGUGUUAGAGCUCGGGAGUGGGAUCGGAGUGCUGGGAAUGGUGCUCGCGAGGCUCGGGGCGGCGCGGGUGACGAUGUCGGACGCGAACGUCGGGUUGUGCGAGGCGAACGCGAACGAGGACGGGGCGAAAAAUUUAGAGACGAAAACCUUGCUUUGGGCGCGAAAGGACGGCGAGUGCUGGCGAGAGGUUUGCGAGUACGGGGACGCGCUCGAGGCGAGCGGUGGGCUGCCGCACUUGAUCGUGGGGACGGAUUUGUUGUAUUCGCAGACGCGGGAAACGUUUAGCGCGCUCGCGGACACCGUGGCGCGGUUGUCGGACGAGCACACAGCCAUCGUGAUCGGGUACGAGGAUCGAGGGGAUUGGGAAUCACUCGCGACGUUUUGGGACGUGUGCGAAGAGGCGGGAUUGUUCGGCGAAGCCGUGCCGUUUUCGGACGACGACGCCGACGACGAUUUGUUGUUGAUUCGUCUGCGAAAGGAAACGACGGAUCGCAUCUAG